Brassica oleracea var. oleracea is the source of this 2078-nucleotide messenger RNA. Its product is annotated as pentatricopeptide repeat-containing protein At1g71210-like. The transcript has a single exon. Bases 1 to 1686 code for a protein of 561 amino acids. The record is from RefSeq and is a predicted model, not a curated record. NCBI's taxonomy places the organism in Eukaryota, Viridiplantae, Streptophyta, Magnoliopsida, Brassicales, Brassicaceae. Gene Ontology annotation, molecular function: protein binding.
AUGGACCGUGCUUAUAGCAUUUGGAUUAAGUCUCUUAUAGGAGCUGGAUUGUUGGAUAAUAUCGAAGGUUUCUUGCAGCAGAUUAGUCCUUUGGAAGGUUGUGAGAUAGAGGUUGUUAGGUAUAACUCUUUGAUCUCUAAGCUUUUGAAAGAGAACAAUCUUGGGAGUGUGUAUGAUAUCUUGACGGAGAUGAUGGUGCGUGGUGUUUUACCUAACAAGAAAACGAUGAAUGCAGCUUUAUGCUUCUUUUGCAAAGCGGGAUUAGUAGAUGAAGCUCUUGAGUUGUACCGGUCGAGGUCUGAGAUUGGAUUCGCUCCUACCUCCAUGUCUUACAGCUACCUGGUUCGCACGCUCUGUGCAGACAGGCGUGUGGAGCAAGCUUAUGAUGUCUUUAAAGGAGCGAUGGACCGAGGGCAUUUUCUCGGCGCGAAGACGUUUUGUAUACUUGCAAACGCUUUGUGCUGGAACGGGAAGGCUGAGAUGGCGAAGGAGCUUGUUAUCGUUGCAUCAGAACGCGACGCGUUGCCUAAGUUUCUAGGCGGUUGCAAGGUUAUACCUGCUCUCUGCGAUGCUGGGAAAGUGGACGACGCUAUUUUGAUUAACGAGCUGUUUAACAGAAGCGGCGUAGCCACCACGUUUGGAAUGUUCGUCAGCUUGAUAUACGGGACGAUCAGGUUGAUGAGGGGAGACAAAGCUGCUAAACUCAUCGUCAGAAUGCAGGAGAAGGGAUACACUCCGACCUAUAGUCUCUAUCGAAAUGUCAUUCGAUGUGUUUGCGCGAUGGAAAGCGGUGACAGAAGCUGUUUCACCACGUUGCUUAAUUAUCAGUUGUCUCGUUGGGAACACAAAGUUGGAACCUACAAUCUCUUCAUCGAAGGAGCAGGGUUUGCAGGGAACCCGAAACUUGCGAGAUUAGUGUAUGAUCUGAUAGGUAGAAACGGUUUCACGCCGACGCUGGAUUCGAACAUCCUCAUGCUUCAGUGUUAUCUCAAAAACGAAAGAAUCGCUGACGCCCUCCACUUUUUCUAUGAACUGCGGGAAAAAGGUGAGGUCAAAAGGAGACUAUACCAUGUAAUGAUCGUUGGCCUCUGUAGAGGGAAUAGAUUGGAUGACGCUAUGCAUUUCUUGGAAGAGAUGAAGGGAGAAGGGAGACAUCCUAGUAUCGAGUGCUACGAAGUGCUCGUACAGAAGCUAUGCAACAGAGAAAGGUAUGAGGAGGCGGUUGGGUUAGUUAAUGAGUUCAGGAAAAGUGGGCGGCGUAUUACAUCCUUCAUCGGUAAUGUUCUUUUGUAUAACGCGAUAAAGAGCAAAGGGGUGUAUGAAGCGUGGACACGGAUGAGAGAUGUGGAAGAGAAGAUCCCUGAGAUGAAGGCUCUUGGUGAGUUGAUAGGAGUGUUCUCAGGGAGAAUCGAAAUGGAAGGAGAACUGAAGCGGUUAGAUGAAGUUAUAGAGAAGUGCUAUCCUCUGGAUAUGUACACGUACAAUAUGCUGUUGAAAAGGGUUGUGAUGAAUCAGGCGGAAGAUGCGUUUGAGUUGGUUGAAAGAAUAGCUCGAAGAGGGUAUAAGCCUAAUCAACGGACUGAAAGGAUCCUUGAUCGGGCUCGGCGCAUACUAGGUAAUCUCAAUUCUCGGGCAAACUUAGUGAGGAGUGGUUGGGACAGCAGACAAGGGCAGCUUGAAUAUUGAAGAGUAUUGUCGCUGAGAGAGGUUAGAUUUGUUGAAUUAAGAAAUAAGGGAAACAAUUUCUCAGUUGAGAUGGAUUCAAUUUUGGGUUUGCAUUUUGGAUCAUUGACGAUAGGUGAUGGUGAGAAAACCAUAUUCGUUUUAUGCUCCUUUGGAUUUUGGAUCUUCUCGAAGGUAGUAGAUGUUGUAACUUGCAUAGGCUUUCUUGUCUCUGGAUUGCGAAAGAUGUGUCCCGUUAGACGGAAGCUUUUGUUACCCACCAAACUGAACUGGGGUGGUUAUUAGCAUCACAUCUUCAUUACAUACAAAAUGUUUGUAUUCUUUCUUAGAAACACAACUCAGUCUUCAACAUUUUUUGCAUAAUCUUUAUUGUUUAUCAAGGAAAAUUUAUGGUU